Molecule: messenger RNA, 4608 nt
Organism: Closterium sp. NIES-67
Lineage: Eukaryota; Viridiplantae; Streptophyta; Zygnematophyceae; Desmidiales; Closteriaceae
Source: the annotation of a GenBank genome assembly
CCGUCGCAUCGCCUUCGUUGUGGAGUGUUACAGAACUGUAUUACGAAUCAAGUCUGUCGUAGUUGCGACGCGCUAAGCGGGCCCUAUAGACACCUGAUCCGCCGUUCAGCACGUUUCCUCGGUCAUUCAGUUUCGCUUCUCUGGAUCCUGUGACGAAGCCAGAAAGCCAGCCGCGACUGACGCCGUCUCUCCCGCGAUUUCCUAAACCAAAUUCCAGCAACUCGUGCACCAUAGCUCGCGCCGCCUGUCAAAUGCCAUCCGCCUCUCAAAUGCCACGUGUCUUCCCGACGCCACCCGCCUCUCAAAUGCCACGUGUCUUCCAGACGCCACCCGCCUCUCAAAUGCCACGUGUCUUCCAGACGCCACCCGCCUCUUGCGUCGCAUCCGCCCCGUGUUAGGACCCUAGGUACUACUCUCGACGAACCGGCCCGUGUUUUCUAGUUUCGCGGCGCCUCGAAGCUGUACGUCCCGUAUCAGGACCUUACUAGGUACCCCUCACUACGGACCCCGUGUUUUCUUGUCUUCAACCGUUUGGUGUGCGCAUCGAGCUCGUAGAAGCAUCCACUCCUGCAGCCGCGGGUGCGUUCGACUAGCUAGCUUUCGAUUCGACUCUCAGCCGCGCUACAUGCGGGGAGCGACGACGGACCCCGAGCAUCCUUGAACCCGUUUGGUGUGCGAAUCCGACUCUUAGAAGCAUCUACCACAGUAGCUAGGUUUCAAAUCGGCUCUCAGCCGCGGUACAUGCGGGGAGCGAGGACGAGCUUUUGAGUCGACUCAAUAGCGAACUCCGAGCUUCGUUGAACCCGUUUGGUGUACGAAUCCGACUCUUAAUACCAUUAUCCCAGUAGCUAGGUUUCGACCCUAAGCCGCAGGAUCAUGCGGGGAGCGACGAUGGCAGCGCGGACAAUGCCAAGCGGAAAGAGAAUGCCGAGAGCGAGCGCAAACGGACAGUUUGACGGAUGGCCAGACGGACGGCUACACCGACGGCCAACCGGACGGCUAACCGGAUGGCUAAACGGAUGGCGACAGUUAACAAUGGCGGCCGUGCUGGUGAUGGCUGCAUGCGGAAUGAUGGCGCUGCAGGCUGGGUCUGUUAUCAUCCCCGUGCACUCGACGCAGACGACCGCAAUGCAAUCGAUAGCUACCACGUGGCCCUCCGCAACGGUCUCGUGGGUGGCGGGGGAGAACUGUAGCACGUGGGGUGGGGUGGUGUGCGACGACGACGGCUACGUCACGCAGCUCGACUGAGCGGGCUCGAUUGGAGGGGACGAUUCCGUCCGAUGCCAUCUCCACGCUCGUCACGCUGCAAGAGCUCAAGUUGCACGACAAUUCCAUCGAGGAUGAUUUGCCAGUCAAGUUCAGUGCGCUUACCGCGCUCUCCUUCCUAUCUCUGGGCCGCAACGACAUCGCUGGUUCAUCCCCCGGGCUACUCCGCGCUCUCGAAGCUCAACUACCUUCUCCUGAGCGACAACCGCAUCACGGACCAAGUGCCCUCGGACCUCAGCACUCUCACCGACCUCGAGGCUCUCGACCUGAGCAAGAACCGUCUGUCUGGCAGCAUUCCAGCCGAAGUCGUCGCUCUCCCCAACCUCAUCUACUUCGACAUUUCAAACAAUGAGCUCUCAGGCCCCGCGCCGACGGGUUUUGCAAGCACCUCCUUCCAAGCAACUGCCGAGGCCACCUACAACAUCGAGAGAAACUAUUUCAACGGGUCGGCCAAUGCUAACAUCACAGCGGGCAACGGAACGAUUUCUUUCUGCCCGAACAAACUCCAGGGAGGGUUCGCACAAGCCGCCCUUCUGCCCUACAGCCAUCUCUCUAUGGGUCCGUGCGAGGAAACUGCAUGGUAACUUCCACCAAGGGGGCAUGCACGUCAGACAAGCAGCGGAAGACGAAUGAUUGUUUGGCGUUUUGUGGUGCGGGCAUGGCAGGAGGGCCGUGCGGAGGGCACGGGCGGUGUUAUUUGUCUGGACCUUCACGCAUCCCGACAUGCGAAUGCGAGAAGGAUUAUUUCGUGUAUUUUGCAAUUCAGAGUGGGAUCCGAUACCCCUCGUGCAGCAACUCAACCAUGGCUAACCGCCACCGUCACCCCCUCCGCCCCACCAGAAGACCCCGACCGUCGCAAGCCAGGUCUCAAGGACACGGAUUACCAGGCUGUACCAACCAAGCCGCUCACCAACUUCAACAAGUACUUCCGCCACGUCAGCAUGGGAUACACCGGCACAGCCACCAAGCCCUCGUGGACGUACAAGACGGCGGUGGACUGGCGCAUGCAGGUGGUCAACAAGCAGAACAGGACUGUUGUGGGACCCACCGUCGACCAGGGCACGUGCGCGGCCUGCUGGGCGCUGUUGCCGGUGGCAGCGAUCGAGUCAGCCUAUGCGAUAGCGUACGGGUCGAACCAGCCCAACAUAUCGGGGCAGCACAUACUCAACUGCCAGGGCACGUGGGAGUGUGGGCGGCAUCCCGUCAGACGCCUUCCAGUUUGCUGCCUCCGGGGGAGUGCUCUCGGAUUACAUGGUGCCCUACACCGGUGUUAAGGAUGCUACUAACUGUGGGCCUGCUGCAAGGCGGCGCCUUGCAGCGUCCUUCCCACCGGACCUCUGGUUCGACCGGGCACUAGAAGAUCACCGUGCCUCCACACAAGGCUCCUCGCUGCAACAACAGUCACCAUCAGGAGGCCUCGCCUCUUCUGCUAGACGCCACGCCUCCAACUUCGCCCCGUCUCCUCCUGCCCUCCUUGCUCCUCCUGCCUCUCCUGCCGAUUCCUUUACUCCUCCUCAUCCCCCCUCCUCCGUACACUGCUCCCAGCCGUCUCUCGGAACUGAGCUUCAAAGGCCAUCCCCCUGAAUCGCCGCUGCACUCCCCUCCUCCUCUCCCUCCUCCUCCAUCCGUCUUCUCCAACCUGCUCUCCUCCCUCUUCCAAAUCCCUCGCGCCCGCAUCCUCCAAUCAUCAUCAUUGUCUUCCUCCUCCUCCUCCUCCUCCUUCUCCUCCUCCUUACUUCCCUCCUCUGCCUCCUCCUUCCGCUCAUUCUCCUCCUCCUCUCGACCGUCCUCCAUGGGCAAAAUCAAACCCCUAAAGAAGAAGACCAAGAAGAAGCCCCCCCUGCACCUGCCGCUGAGCCGCUCCCGGGCCCGUACACAAUCGCCAUGUUUGAGCAGGUGUCGGUGUCUGGUUGGCUGGGCAUGGUGCUGGCGCUGCAGGCGCAGCCAAUCAUCGCCAACGUGGAGGCAGAUCAGACGUCCUUCAUGGAUUACGCUGGGGGGUACAUCUAUGCGGAUCCCGACUGCUUCAUCAAUGGGGUGGUGAACCACAUCGUGCUGCUGGUGGGGUACAGCAUGGUGGGAGCCACGCCGUACUUCAUCCUGCAAAACUCCUGGGGAUCCACCUGGGGACAAAACGGCUUCAUGCAGAUGGCCAUCCAAUCAGGAGAUGGCAUCUGUGGUGUCAAUACCUCGCCUGCGCUCUACCCUGUUGUCCGCGGGCCCAACCCGUGUGUGCCGAACCCGUGUGGGGGGGCACGUGCAGCCCUGGCCGGGGCCGGGGGGCUAUACAUGCAAGUGCAAGACGUACUUUGUAGUGGGGAAGAACGUGGACCAGUCUCCUGUGUGCAUCCCAUUGAAGCCAUGCUCUCUAAACGCGGUGAACCCCUGUCAGGUGGGCACCUGCCUGGACGACAGCAAGGGCAGCUACAACUGCAUCUGUCCACCGGGGUUCUUCGACAAGCGCGCCGGACAACACCCCCUCCUGCAUCCUCGGCCCCACACCAGACGAGAUAAGAGUGUUUCCGGGCUCACAUGCAACCUUGUGAUGUCGACCUACGGGAUCAGCUUGGCAAAUUUCACCCUACUCAAUCAUGAUCUCAACUGCGCCAGGCUAAGGCUAGGCGACGAUAUCCACAUCGGCGAUACCAACCCCUGCGCCACCCCCUAUACCAUCACAUAUAGCGAGACGUGUGCGGCGGUGGCAGCAGAGUUCAACAUCACAGUGGAGCAGCUCAAGGCGGAGAACCACGAGCUCAAAUGCAACAAGCCGCUGCAGAUCGGCCAGCAGGUGUGCAUCGAGAGGGGGACAGCAGACUUGCCGAUGUGCCAGGAGUAUGUGACUGUAGCGGAAGGUGACACGUGCGACACUAUAAUGAGGUCCGCGCGGCCGCCUCUGACCAGCCAGGAGUUCUAUGCUUUGAAUCCAGGCAUCAACUGCAACGUGGGCGAGCAGACGCUGCUGGGCCAGCAGAUUUGUACGCGUGGUGGCCAAUCGAGUGUUUUACUUGGUGCUUCAAGAUGUGUUACAAAGCAGACGUAUACAGUUGUCACUGGCGAUACAUGUGCGCGCAUCCUUGCACUCUAUUUCAAGUCUUCAGCACGCCUGCUAGCACAAUAUAACAGUGGGUAUGUUUGCACAAAUAGUCGAUUGUACAAAGGGACGGUGCUCUGCAAGGCACCCUAAAACUGGGUUUUGUGUUUUGUAAUAGUGUAUGUGUGCGUUUGUAGCUAUCUGGCUACAGUGGGUUGCUCCCAUUUUCAUGUAUUUGUACUUAGUAUGCUUGCUUUUGUUUUCAAACGUUGUCUCAUUGUUGAGAUGUAUAAUAACCAAUUCAACAAGCA